Cladocopium goreaui is the source of this 1908-nucleotide messenger RNA. The record is from the annotation of a GenBank genome assembly. NCBI's taxonomy places the organism in Eukaryota, Dinophyceae, Suessiales, Symbiodiniaceae.
AUGUGCAACGCGUCGCCAACGGUCGCAUCUGGCCACGCUGCGCCAAUUGCCAACACCAAACCAGCUCUUAUGAAGACUACAACCGGGGCAGCCCUGGAAGCUUACCACAAGGAAUUGGCAGAAGCACAGAAGCAGGUGGCAGUCUUCUUGGUGAAGAAUCACUUCAAGGAGAUUGAUCCAAAUUGCAAGCGCGGUAUGUUCUUUGUGACGUAUCCGCUUCACGAAGCAGUUAAGCAGGGCAACGCCUACAUUGCUUACUGGCUAUUGAAGUUUGGAGCCAACUGCUGUGCGCUGGACGGGCCUUUUCGUCAUCAUGCCUACCACUAUGCCAAGAAACAUGGUGGGGAAGAGAUGUUGAAGGUUCUUGAGAGAUACAUCAAGUCCUCAAUGCAUCCACAUCCGGUACGUCCACCACUGUCUUUGAGGAAGGUUCAGUACAUUCCUCCGCCCAGAGGUUUCGAAGAGUUCUUUGCAAAAGUGGGGGCAGAUCCUAUGGCAGUUGAGAAUGAGGAAGACUUCUGGCUGCAAGUUUGCGGGCGAACAAGUGCCAUCAAGGCAGCACAGUUGGGCCUGAAGACCGUCUGCAUCGAUAAGCGUGGCCCACCUGGAGGCACGUGUUUGAACGUGGGAUGCAUUCCAUCCAAGGCCAUGCUGCAAUCGUCAGCUCUCUACCACGAGGCCAAAAUAACCUUCGAGUCGCGUGGCAUCAUGGGAGCCGGAAACCUCUCGUGUGACUUCUCCAAGAUGAUGGAGAACAAGAAUGCCGCAGUCAAGAAACUCACAGGGGGCAUUGAGGGCCUUUUCAAGAGAGAUAAGGUGAAAUAUUUGAAGGGCUUCGGAAAGCUCACUGGACCCAACUCAGUGACGGUCGCUUUGAAUGAUGGCGGAGAGGAGACCAUCACAGCCAAAAACAUCAUGCUGGCAACCGGCUCCGAGAUCAUUGAGAAACUUCCUUUUGUGGAGGUCGACGAAGAACAGAUCGUCUCCUCCACCGGCGCAUUGGCCUUGACGAAAGUGCCAGAGAAGAUGGUGGUCAUCGGUGGUGGUGUGAUUGGAUUGGAACUGGGUUCAGUCUACGAACGUCUGGGCGCCAAAGUCACGGUGGUGGAGUUCUUGCCCACCAUCGGUGGAAUUGGCAUCGAUGGCGAAGUCUCCAAAGAGAUGCAGAAAAUUUUGAAAAAGCAGGGCAUCAGCUUCAAAAUGUCGACCAAGGUGACCGCUGUCGAGAAGUCUGGCAGUACGGUGAAGGUCACCACAGAGCCAGCAGCCGGUGGCGAUGCUGAAACCAUGGACGCCGACGUGGUGCUGGUCUGCGUGGGCCGCCGAGAGUACCGCGACGGCCUGGGCACCGAGGCGCUGGGCAUCGAGAUGGAAGGCAAGAAGAUCAAGGUAGAUGAUACCUUCAAGACUUCAGUGCCAAACAUCUACGCCAUUGGUGACAUCAUCCAUGGCCCCAUGUUGGCGCACAAGGCUGAGGAUGAAGGUGCUAUGGUUGCUGAGUAUUUGGCCACAGGGAAGCACCCGCACUUGGACUACAACAAUGUGCCUUCCGUCCUCUAUACACAUCCAGAAGUGGCCUGGGUGGGAAAGACUGAGGAGAUGCUCAAGCAGGAAGGUGUGGAGUACCGAAAAGGCAAAUUCGCCUUCGCCGCCAACGGCCGUUCCAUCGCCAAUAUGGACACGGAUGGCUUCGUGAAGGUGUUGAGCUGCAAGAAGACCGACAAGUUGCUGGGGGUCCACAUCAUCAACGCCAUCGCAGGGGACAUCAUUAGCGGUGCCUGCAUUGGCAUCGAAUAUGGUGCUGCUUCUGAGGACCUGGCAAGAGUGUGCAUGGCACAUCCUACAGUCUCCGAGGUCCUUAAAGGAGCCGCCCAGAAGACGGCCUUUGGCAAAGCUGUGAGUGGAUAG